GUAAUAAUAAAAAAAGUAAUGAGACAGUUUUGAAGAGCGGCCUCCUGCGCACAUUAUGUACUAGAAUGGUUGGGGGUCCAUGUCCAUAUUCACGCGAUGGUCGGCGACCCGACUGCGCAAACGUAUGUGCGCACUGAGGUGCAAGGAGGAAAACGGUUUUCGGACACAGGCGCGCGGUCGGGCUCGGUUUUUUCUCGCUUAAGAUUCUCACUUUGCUCAAGGUUGCGGCGUCCCACACAAUCCAUUGACUCCUAGACAGGGCUGUUCCCGCCGAAGCAUCUCGUCAGGGUCCACCCAAAUCUCCGGACUCGGCAGCCAACGCAAAACCGACAAAGGAAGACGCGCUCAUCACAAGCUCAGACGCUGGCUCAGACUGCUCAGACGCUUGCACCACAUUUUCCCGGACCCGCUCUCACAACGAUGGUCCGCACAACCCCAAGCAAGGGAAAGGGCUCCAGUUCAGGCACCAACCUCGCCAAACGCACAGGCGGCCCUCCAGGGAAACAGACUGCCCGGAAAUCCAUCGGUGGACGGACCCCCGCAAAAACAACCAAAGCAACCCCCCACAAACCCCACCGCUACCGCCCGGGGACCGUCGCCCUUCGCGAGAUCCGCAAGUACCAAAAAUCGACCGAACUCCUGCUCCGCAAGCUCCCCUUCUCGCGGCUGGUGAGGGAAGUCGCGGCGGAUUUGGCGAGCUUGGAGUUUGGCGGGGACGGGCAGCCGCCGAGAUGGCAGGCGCAGGCGAUCAUGGCGUUGCAGGAGGCGAGUGAGGCGUUUUUGGUGCAUUUGUUUGAGGAUACGAACUUGUGUGCGAUUCACGCUAAACGGGUGACCAUCAUGCAGCGCGAUAUUCAGCUGGCUCGUCGUAUCCGUGGGCCUUGGGGGGGUCUCGGGUAAACCUUCAACAUUUCCGGGCUUCUGCGGAUUGAGACGGAACUUAUGGGAAUGUUGACGCGGGAGAAGGAGGUCGGGAUAUCAUUUUCUGGAGUGGACAGGGGGACGAUUCUCAGAGUCAGGGAAAUUCCUGUGGAUGAUAGAUUGAGGGAAUGGAGAAGGGGUUAUUCGGGCGUGUGUUUCCGCACGAAAGGCGCAAAUUUAGGGAACAGCUUGCACGUACUGCUAGAACGGAGGAGGAAGGCGGGAGACCAUUGUGGUUAUCGUCAAAUUAAGAAGUCAAUCGAAGCGAAUGCAAAAUCCACAAACAAACGCGGCACGUAAAGUGAAAU
Messenger RNA from Fimicolochytrium jonesii, 1229 nucleotides. RefSeq names its product histone-fold-containing protein. The transcript is spliced from 4 exons. Lineage: Eukaryota; Fungi; Chytridiomycota; Chytridiomycetes; Spizellomycetales; Powellomycetaceae. Gene Ontology annotation, cellular component: nucleosome. The coding region runs from base 421 to 900 and encodes 159 amino acids. The record is from RefSeq and is a predicted model, not a curated record. Gene Ontology annotation, molecular function: DNA binding; structural constituent of chromatin; protein heterodimerization activity.